AUGGUAGUAGCGUCCUUUGCAGUGCAAGAUGAAACUACUGAUACAAUAACAGAAGCACUAAAAAAAUUAAGUCAGUGGAAUCCAGAAUGGAACCCUAAGUGUUUUAUGACUGAUAACUGUGAGGCAGAAAUUUUAUCAAUCGAAAAUGUUUUUAAAGUUGGUGAAUGUCAUUCACCAAACCCUCUAGUGCCUUUAUCAGUUAUUCAAGCGGAUGUCAUAAAAGCUGAUGUAGUACAUAUAUUGUGGGAUAUAGAUUUGCAGAAUAAUAAAUGUAGCGAAAAAAAUGGGUUCAUUGGUGUUAGAGCUAUUUUAGAGUUAAGAAAUUAUUGCUUUGUUAUUCUCUGUGACUUUCACCGCGAGCAAGCGUGUGAAAGAUGGUUGUCUGCUAAUGCAAAUGGAAUGAGAUCAGUCAAGCACACUGCUCUUUGUUUACUUAGACGAAUAGCUGCUUCUGAAACACAGGAAGAAUAUGACAUUGCUAUACAAGCUCUACACAAGGAUCCAAUAUGGAUCUCUACAAAUAGCAUUAAAUUUAAAAAUUACAUAGAAAAAACAUGGUUGCCUGAGAAAAAGCGUUGGGUCAAAGCAUUCAGAAGUGGAAUAUUAGAGACAGUUGUAAAUACAAACAACGGUGUUGAGCGAAAGAACAGAGAUUUCAAACAUGAGUUUUUAAAUCAGUAUAAGGAUAACUCGUUAAGUGGAAUGGUGACAGUUCUUGUUGAUCAAUUUAUUCCUGAGACAUACAGCAGGUAUGUGGAAGCUAAUAUUCGUCGCUGCUCAGACUACAGACUCUACAAUAGCAACCUUCCAAAAUGGUUUUGUAAUAAACCUGAGAAUUUUACAAGACAUUGUAUAGAAAAGAUUGGUCUUGUGAAGGACUGCAAUAACCUAAAAAUUACAUUCCAUGAAAUUUCUAAGAAUAAGCAAAUGUAUGAGGUAAAAAGCUUCACAAGUGCAAAAAGUUAUAUUGUCACUAUUGGAGGUCAAGACACUAAGUUCCCUGAUUGCCAAUGCAUAGAAAGGAAGAAAAAAUUGAUGCCAUGCAAACAUAUGGUAGCAAUCUUUCAACAUUGCGAUGGAGUUAGUUGGGAUUUAUUGCCAGAUAGUUACCGAUUAUCUCCAUACUUUUGUUUGGAUAAUUCAGUCAUUUAUGGUAAUGAAUCUUGUCAUGAAGAAAAAUCUAAUAUAUGUUUUGAAGACAACUUAUCUGAGACACAAGGUCAUGUUAUUUUGGAAAAUGUGCAGAAUAAAAUAUACCCUAAGCAAACAAAUGCACCAUCAUGUAGAGAUAUCCUUUCUCAAAUAAAAACAUUAAGUUACUUAAUUUAUGAUGAGAAUGUGGUUAAAUCAUUAAAAUUCAAACUUCAAGAAUUAAUGACUUAA
Molecule: messenger RNA, 1383 nt
Organism: Hydra vulgaris (swiftwater hydra)
Lineage: Eukaryota; Metazoa; Cnidaria; Hydrozoa; Anthoathecata; Hydridae
Molecular function (GO): zinc ion binding
Source: RefSeq, a predicted model, not a curated record